AUGCCGGCAGCGGCGGCGGCGGCGGCGGCGGCGGCGGCGGAGGCGAUGAGGGCGCCGUCCAAGCAGUCAAGAAAGCAGCAGCCGGCCUCCGGCAGGCGGGCGCUUUCAGGCGCGGGCGCUGCGGCGGGGGCGCAGCCAGAGGACCCGCAGUCAGACGACGCGGCCCCCAGCGCCGCCGACCUGCGCCACCUGCUGUCGCUGCUCGCGGCCGCGCCUGGUGGCGGUGCGGCGGGCGGCGGCGGCGGGGCCCAGGCGCUCGCAGGCCCGCGGCUGCGGGCGGUGAGGGCCGUGAGCGACGCGCUGCGCGCGGUCGGCGGCGUGGAUGGCGGCGCAGACGGGCACAGAGAUACCGGGACUGAGAUUGUGGCCCGGUUGGAGCGGCUGGGCAGGCUCGCAGGGCCUUCCACUGUGGGCAGCAGGGGCGCCGGCGCCCUGCAGGCUGCGGGCGCGGCUGCGGGCGCCGCUGUGGGCGCCGCCGCGGCAGGCGGGGAGCGCAGCGGCGGCGGCGGCGGCGGCGGCGAUGGCGGCGGCAGCGAGCGGCAGCGCGAGCUCGAGGCGGCCGCGGCGCUGCAGCGGCAGCUUCUGGGGAAGCGCAAGCAGCGGCCGCAGAGCGGCAGCGGCGACGCAGCCGGCGCCGCGCGGACGGGGGAGGCGGCCGCGGGGCCUGAGGCGGGGCCGUCUGCUGCGGACGCAGCCGCGUAUCGCGCAGGCGGCGGGGGAGGGCCCGAGCUCGCAGGCCCUUCGUUCGGCUGCUGGCGGCGCGUCUCGUCCUGGCAGCCAUGCUCUGUCGGCUGCAUCCCUGCCCCGCUGUGCCCGGGUGGUGUCGUGCCGCCGCUUGACAUGCCUUGGCGGCACCAGCACCAGCAGCAGCAGCAGCAGCAGCAGCAGCAGCAGCAGCAGCAGCAGCAGCAGCAGCAGCAGCAGCAGCAGAGGCAGGGGCAGGAGGACGGAUCAAAAACGUUGGUGGUGGAUGCUGCUGCACAGAAAGUGGCGGGCGACAAUUUCAAUGGCCAGCAGCCGGACAGGUCGAUUAAACUUGCAGACAAUCAGCAGCAACAACAACAGGAGGAGCAGCAGCAGCAGCAGCAGCAGCAGCAGCAGCAGCAGCAGCAGCAGCAGCAGCAGCAGCAGCAGCAGCAGCAGGAGGAGGUCGAGGGCGACAGAGAUGGAGGCAGCACUGGAGAGCAGGCGCUGUGGGACCACCGACCCGCUGAAGAAGCGGGGGCCGGCCCCCCUAGCGGCGGCGGGCCUGGUGACAUCCAGAGUACAGAUGCCGGCAGCGAUGACGGCGACGCCGCCGGCGGCGGCGGCGGCGGCUGGGGUUUAGCUGUUGGCGCCUUUCACGAGCUCAAGGCGGCCGCCAAACCGCUCUGGUGA
Molecule: messenger RNA, 1377 nt
Organism: Monoraphidium neglectum
Lineage: Eukaryota; Viridiplantae; Chlorophyta; Chlorophyceae; Sphaeropleales; Selenastraceae
Exons: 2
Coding region: 1-1377 (458 amino acids)
Source: RefSeq, a predicted model, not a curated record